CGUUCGACAGAGUAGACCACAACAACGGCAACAACUCGCAGUGACUUGCUCGGUUACUAGAAUAACACAGCAACAAACAUGGUAGCACUUGAUGGCAGUUCUGAUAAUUUGAGUCAAGGGUUUUGAUACGCAAAGGUGAAGCCAAUGACCGAGACCUGGAUGUUCAAUUGAAAUUUUUCAAAAAGUAUAAAGCUGGGAUAAUCUAGGCAGAUCAGAUGGUACAACAAUAUUUUUCACGGCAUUGACAUCACAACACUACACACGAAGAUGAUGCUUAAUAUUUGGCAAAAACUUUGAAGAUUUACUUUCAAUAAUAACCCUAUCAUGAAUUAGUCAAUGCUUUCGAAGGUUUGAAUAUUAAACGGGAACUAUUGAUAGCAAAAACCAAUAGUUAGAGAUGGAAUUUCAAUUCGACAUCAAUGUAAUUUUGCCAGAAGAAAUCACACUGAUUGACUCAAGAAUAAAUCCUUUCAAGCAUACCCAUGUUAAGGAAAAAGGAAUUGAAGUGUUAAAGAAGAAUUUAGAACAUGUAAUCGACAAAAUGGGAAAUUCUUCAAGCCGGGCCCAAGGUUUGAAAACUACAAUAACAACUCAUGGAAAAAUUUCCGCUAGCGAUCAUCACCUAUAUCUGCUGAAGGACAGCACAUCAAAUGGUGGUAAAGGAGCUGUGGUUGGUUUACUGAAAGUUGGUAAAAAAAGGCUGUUUGUAGUUGAUUAUCAUAAUCAACAGCUGGAAGUGAAUCCUCUAUGUGUUCUUGACUUUUACGUCCACGAACACAGGCAGCGAAGUGGCUUUGGCCUGCGUUUAUUUAAAUUCAUGUUAGAAAGAGAAGAUGUAAAGCCACAGUUUUUAGCUUAUGACCGACCAUCAUCAAAGUUUAUAUCUUUUCUGAAAAAACAUUUUGACUUACAGAAUGCUUUAAGCCAGAUGAACAAGUUUGUGGUGUUUGAUCUAUUUUUUAGAGAUUUAACAGCUGUUGGAUAUGUCCCACGGAAUAAGAGAUUUGUCAGCAGUGCUCCAGUUGACAGUCGAAAACAAACAGCAACCCCAAGUUCCAGGCAGAUUUCUAGUGCAAAUGCAUUUGGAAGGCUGCAUGCUAGCAGCCUUAUUGGACUUAACAUUCAAGAAAGCACAACAGCCCUGCCUAAAAGCUUAUUGGUAUACCCCAGCCACUCCGGUCAAUACAUUGGACUGCCUCCAAAACCAACAAAAAGAACAAACACACACAAAAGAGAGGGAACAUGGUCUCGGCGCAAUGCAAGCAAUUUGUCUUUAGGAAGUAAUAAUGGAUAUGCAGAGAGGUUACCAAGCAACCAAGUCAUCCCUGAAAGAGGCAGCCUAUACAGCAGACAUAGUUACAGAAAUGUAAACCUGGCAGAGAAACUUUCAAGCCAGAGUUUCAAUCAAACAAAAUCAUCUUCUAAUAGCAAUGGGAGCACUCUUCCACCUCUUAAGAAAAAUGAUUCAUUGGAGGCAAUGCCUUUGGGUAGCUUAAAUUCAUCUGCGAGUCAACCAAAAAGAAGUCUUCAAACAGAUGGUGAUAGAAAAGACCCUAUAAUGAAUGCUAGCAGCCAUUCUCAAGCAAAAAACUAUUCAGUUAACGAAAUGUAUAAACAAACAGUGCAGCAUACAAAUUCAUAUGGGACAUCAUGGAAUAUAUUUGGAGUACCUGCUGAUGUGAAUAAUAGGCACAACCAUAACAGGAGCUCAUUUCAAAGAAACCGAACAGGAUUUUUUUAA
Rhopilema esculentum is the source of this 1741-nucleotide messenger RNA. RefSeq lists its product as uncharacterized. Gene Ontology annotation, cellular component: microtubule. Gene Ontology annotation, molecular function: tubulin N-acetyltransferase activity. Gene Ontology annotation, biological process: alpha-tubulin acetylation. The record is from RefSeq and is a predicted model, not a curated record. Lineage: Eukaryota; Metazoa; Cnidaria; Scyphozoa; Rhizostomeae; Rhizostomatidae.